UUAAUUUUGAAAUGAUCCAUCGAGAUUGUCACUGAGCAGACAUUUUCUAUGGAAGUCAAUCAUAUUUAUGUUUUGUAAAUUAUAUAAACUAUAACAAUUAAAACAUUUUUUAACAAUGUCGAGUUCUAACACGAGUAUUAUGAGUAUCGGAGAAAUGAUAGACACUGCAUUUGGGGAUACCGAUGUGAACAUUGUAAAUCACAAGCUUUUACAAACUAUAUUAUUCUUACUUGCAAGACAACUAAGAGUUUUAGAGAGACGAGUUAAACUAGAGAUGGGUACGGGAUUACCAAUAUCUUCUAGUUCUAGCCUCUCCGUCACUGAAGUCAAAUUGCACGCUAUGCAAAAAAAGAAAACAAAAGGUUCGAGAAAGGAAGGCAAACAUGCAAAAAGUGCUCACGAACCAGUGUCUUCAUCCGAUAAAACCUCGUCUGAGAGAUCUAAAGAUAAAUCAAGUUCAACUAAAUCAACGACUGAUCGAACGACGACUGAAACUACUACUUCUACGGGCAAAUCUAGCUCGGAUAAAACUUCCACUGACAAGUCUAGUUCUGCUAAAUCCACUGAUAAAUCAACCACGGAAAAAUCGUCCACCCUAACUUCUACGGAUAAGUCGGCUUCGGAUAAGGAUAAAACAACCAAAAAAUCUUCACAGGAUUAUCAAAAGCUUCUGGAAAUGAUCGAAGAACAAAGAGAACGGGAGCUACGAGUGAUCCACCAGAGAGCACAGUCACGUGAAGUAGGAGAACGGACACCGACUCCUAUGGCGUCACUCGAUUCAGUGGAAGCUCAAUACGAAAAACUGCUCAUAGUUGAGAGAGUCCCAACUAAAGACGGCCAGGCAAAAUCCGGCAAACGUUCAUCAGGGACUCCUAGGUUGUCCGUCGUUACACAAGAACAAUUCGCGGAAUUAGCAGCAACAGUUCAAGAACUAAUGGCAAAAUUCAAGCCAAUCGGUUUACCAAGUUUUCCCGAAAACAUUGAACUUAUGCAAGAGCUACGAAAAAAUGCGUCGCUUGCUGACGCUAUGGCCGCUCUUCAACUUGCAGCUCGGCUAGAAGCGGCCGAAAAAACUCUCAAUCAAAUGUUAUUGUUGGUCACGGAACUUGCAAAGAAAACGGGAAUAGAAUUGACUGGAAGCGAAAAUGACAUUGAAACCCAAUUACUUUUGGGAAUACGAGGGCCGACCGACAAGCCACUUGCAUCUCCUAAAUCAAAAAAAGGUGCACAUCCAUCGCAAGAGUUAAUAGAGAUUCCCGUAUUGCCAAGUCCACCACCGGUUGUGGAACCUUCACCUGAGAUAUUGCCUUCAGAUAAGCCUUCGCAACUGAUUGAUUUUGUUACCUACGAAGAAUUAGAUUCAGCUAUGCAAGAAUUGUAUGAUGAAAUAAAAAAAACGAUCACAGGAAUCACCACACGUAGUACUGCUAAUGCAGAUAACGCAUUUAAAAUAGCGACCAGAAUGGAGCAAAAAUUAGAAGCUUCCUUAAAUCUUGGGAGCCGAAUGGAUGAUUUAGAAAUUUUGGUCUCAGAAUAUGCCGACCAAAUAACAGCUUUAGACACCGGUCUAUCGUCUCAGAUGACAAACUAUCAAGAACAAUUAACACAAAUGCAACAUGACCUAGAAACUGGAUUGGAAAACAUGGCAGAACAACUAGCCAAUGCAGGCAGCGAUACCACUGCUGUUGCAGAACUUAACGGACAUUUCACCAAUCUUCAACAAGAUUUAGAUAACUCAUUAAUUAGUCAAAAAGAAUUAAAGGAUAAUCAACAGGCUUUAUCUCAUGAUUUAGAAGAUUUAUGGAAGCAAAUAGAAAAAUUACGAGAAACAAAGUCAGAUCGGGAAGAAGUGACUGACGCUCUUCGUGAUAAAGCUGGAAUUGGGGCCUUAAAUGGAUUAGUGUCUUUACAACAGUUUGACGCCGUCCGUGGAGAUUUUGAGAAACGUAUAGGAGCUGCUUAUGACAAGUUUAAUAAUCAAGAAAUUUUGUGGCAAAAAGCCAUUGAUGACCUUUUAAGGGAGCUUAACGAUAAAGCGGACUUGAUUCAACUAGUGUCAUUGCAAAAUGAGAUUACAAAGUAUCUUGACAUGUUAAAAAGCAGAAUGCAUGCAAUGUUUGAAAUCGUGGGUGAACCUCGCGCAGCCGCUAUUACAAGAAAAUUACACCGCGAUGCUGCAUGUUUGUCCUGCGCUACUCCUGCCUGGAUGGAUGUUGAAGAGAAUAGGACGGUGCCGGCAUUGCCUGCCAUGCAAGCGACUAGACCACCCACCAUAGGAGCUGAAGCUAGUAAACCAAAAGAAGAUGGUGAUCAUGGAUUAUGUUACCCAGGAUAUCCGCUGCCCCAUCCUAGACACAUAAAAUCACACGUCUGUCAAAGAUAUUGUGGUGGAUCGCACACUCUGAUUAACAAUACUAUUAGUCGAUCACCUCCUGGCAUGAUAAUAAGUCCGUUACGGCAACCUUCUACCGGGCUUGGCACAGAUAGGAAGAUGAACAAGAUUGAUGAAAGUAAAACAAAAAUUCCAUGUUUGCCAUGCAAUGAACAUAUUCUUGCAACCCCUGAGCCUUCUGAAGCUGCACAGGUUCCAGAACAUCCCGAAACUUCUUCCAAUAUGACUCCAUCCGACUUUCGUCCAAUGGAGGAUUUCAGACCUCCGUCAAUGGAACAAAUAUCCGUCACUCCCCCACCACCUCUGGAUGAAGACUUUUGAUUUAAUGCUUAGGGUAUUUACGUAAUGUUUAAAUAUGUUUAUUUUUGUUAUUAAAAUUUUAUUUCAACCAUUUUCUAAAAUAUACUUGAUCGAAUGUAAA
Molecule: messenger RNA, 2813 nt
Organism: Manduca sexta (tobacco hornworm)
Lineage: Eukaryota; Metazoa; Arthropoda; Insecta; Lepidoptera; Sphingidae
Product: myosin-11
Exons: 17
Coding region: 116-2713 (865 amino acids)
Source: RefSeq, a predicted model, not a curated record